Messenger RNA from Prosopis cineraria, 1038 nucleotides. Its product is annotated as ruBisCO-associated protein-like. Gene Ontology annotation, biological process: carbohydrate metabolic process. The record is from RefSeq and is a predicted model, not a curated record. The transcript has a single exon. The coding region runs from base 17 to 814 and encodes 265 amino acids. Lineage: Eukaryota; Viridiplantae; Streptophyta; Magnoliopsida; Fabales; Fabaceae.
CCCAAAAUCGAUCAAAAUGGUGAAUCCCAGGUUUCGGGUUUAUGCCAGCAGUUACAAGCAAUUCAAGUCUCUGGGUCAUCCCAAUUACAAGACGGUGCCCGAAAAUGAAGUCCUCGAAGGCCACGUGGCCCUGGCCUUCGCCAGAGACUACGACAGUCGUGGGAAAUCCACGCAUGGAGAUUUCCGUCCCUAUUUCAAAAUCACCGACGUCACUCCCGAAGACAUCCGCCGAUUCAAAAACAACAAUAGCAAGUUCAAGUUCUUCCUCAGCAUCGGAGGCCGGAGCCAGAAGUAUCCCUUCUCUCUCACCAUCGAUGACGUUGACAACGCCGCCGCCUCCCUCAAAAAGAUCAUCCACAACUACCAUUUCGACGGCAUCGACGUUUACUACCAACACAUCCAUCCUCAAGUCCAGCCCGAGCAGUUUAGGGAGGUUCUGACGCAGCUCAUUACGCGGCUCACGAGCGAAUUCCACAAUCUUGAGGUUUCCAUCACCGUGCCUCCUCCUCUCCAUGACAACUACUACAAGCCUCUGUUCGAUGAUUGCCAGGAAAAAAUCCACCACGUGAUUUACCAGACCCACUCCGCGGCUGAGAAGGAUCGUGUUUCCAAUGUUCACCAGCUCGCGCUCAAAUUCAAAGGCCUCCUGUAUCCCGUGGACAAGCUCUUUGCUGGCUAUAGCAUCCUCGACACCGACUGGAAUGUUGUCCCGUUGCCCGUCUUCCGUGUGGCCGUUCAUAAGCUCCUCUCGGACGGCCUCGUUUCUGGGCUCUCCGACUGGGCUGCCAUCUGCUGUGACGACCCGGAGAAGUGAUCCGCUACACGCCGACCAUGGCUUUCCUUGUGGCUCAUACAUAUACACACUACUAAAUAAAGUAUGCAGCGCACCAACCCUGUGGUCCUGUGCCUGCUUUUUCUGUAUUUAUGUCCAUGUUUGAUGUUUUGCACAAGUUUCCUUGGCUUCCGUCUCGCGUGUACGUGCAUGUUAUUUUUGCUUUGUAUCUUUGCAUGGGUUGUAGUAAUAAAAGUAUCCAGUUG